Helicoverpa armigera (cotton bollworm) is the source of this 1542-nucleotide messenger RNA. RefSeq names its product tetratricopeptide repeat protein 8 (gene BBS8). NCBI's taxonomy places the organism in Eukaryota, Metazoa, Arthropoda, Insecta, Lepidoptera, Noctuidae. Gene Ontology annotation, cellular component: non-motile cilium; ciliary basal body; BBSome. The transcript has 5 exons. Gene Ontology annotation, molecular function: protein binding. The coding region runs from base 261 to 1532 and encodes 423 amino acids. Gene Ontology annotation, biological process: non-motile cilium assembly. The record is from RefSeq and is a predicted model, not a curated record.
GACUUUUAGGAAGUUGGUUCGUUAAAGAGGACCUUUUUUAUUCCUACAACUUUUGGUUUGUAUUAUAAAUUAGGUACCUACUCCUUAACAUUAGAUAGGUUUUUGUUUUACACAUCUUAAAUCGAACAUAACCCUAAUCGACCCUCGUUUCUAAGAGAAAUGUCGAACAGCUGUGCUAAUGUUGACGUUAUUGGUUGCUAGGCAAUGUACUUAUAGGAUAAAGGCACAGGUGCAUUUGAUCAUCAUAUAGUCCUGCUUCAAUGGAAAACGAGUAUAGAAUAUUAAAUCUAUAUAGAACAAAGCAGUACGAUGAAUGUCUCAAAUUAUGUGAGAAAGCUUUGCAAGCUAAAGAUGAUCGCAUGAUAGAGUUUAUACGUAUGCGAGCUAUGACGAUACAGGCGAAGGUCGUUGGUAAUGGAUAUGAAGAAGUGGAGUAUUAUCCUCAACAAGAGGAUUUGAUAUCUACGGCAGUGGCCAAGACACCGAGGCCUGGAACUUCGUUUCAACGAUAUACCAAAACAACUCGAAAUGCAGAAACUUCUAAUUACCAGAAGAGAGCAACAGCGACGGUGCGUUCGCGAGCGGGCACCAGCACUGCUGGAGCUCGGAGCAUGCGGACUGCGCUCAGCACAGCCUCUCGCAUGUCCCGGGCGGCCACUGCACUCGCGGGUGGAGCUCCCUUCACUCCCGGAGCACCACUCUCCUUACGAUUUCUUUCAAAAGAAGACAAACUCUUUACUCCAGCUUCUAAGACGCUAUUUGAAUAUGUUUUCUACUGCGAAGGUGACAUUAGGAAGGCAAUGGAAGUGGCAUUCCAAGCACAAAAAUCUGAAGAUGUUGCAGACUGGUGGUGGAACUUCUCUUUAGCUCGAUGCUAUUACGCACUUGGAAUGUACAGGAACACUGAAGAUUGCCUGCGUCAAGCACUUAAACAAAAUAAACAUAUUUCUAUUUAUCUCCGUUUGGUAGCCAUGUAUGUAGGACUGAAUCAACCAAUCUCAGCACUGGAUGUCUGCAGACAAGGAUUAUCCGUGUUCCACGGGUACACACCGUUGUUACUGGAACAAGCAAGGAUUCACGAACAAAUGGGCAACUCUGCAUUAGCUGUCAAAGAAUACCGCAUGGUAGCGUUGGAGGACCCUUCAAAUAUGGAGGCAAUUGCUAAUAUAGCAAUGUAUAAUUUUUACAACGAUCAGCCCGAAAUUGCUUUGAGAUACUACAGGAGGUUAUUAGCUACAAAUCCAGCAGGACCAGAAAUAUACAACAACUUAGGGCUCUGCUGUCUGUACUGUAAUCAAUGGGAUCUGAUAAUACCUUGCUUUCGGCAGGCUCUCUACUUUUCUGCUGACCCCGAUAUUCGUUCAAAUAUUUGGUUUAAUCUGGCUCACGUCGCUUUGUCUACAGGUGACAUUACGUUGGCUUACCGAUGCUUACAAGUAAGUCUUGCAAUAGACUCGAGAAAUGAAGCGACUCAACAUGCCCUACAUGCUUUAGAUGCAAGGUUGAGAGCAAGAAGAAAUAACACUACAUAGUUAUUUAAGU